AUGAACUUUGGGACAACAGGAGUCAGUCCAGGUCAAGAAUUACAACAGGAAAAGACUAGAAGAGAAAAUAGAGAGCAUCUGUUUCAGAGACUUCAUCUUGAGGGCAAACUGCAAAACAAACUGGAAAGAGAAGAUGUUCUUCAGAUAACUGCAGAUUCAUCACAGUCUCAAGAGUCUUGUGCUGAAGAGGAACUGUUUCAGACAUUCCUACAAAAACUACUGUUGAUGAACUACAGAGCAAGAUACAUUAAAACUAAAGAGACCAAAAAACAAGAACACACACAACAAAAAGACAAUGACUCGUCUGAUGAUGAAGGUGAUUUUUUCAGAGAAAUGUCUUUGUCUAAUGAAGAAACAAGCAGAUCAGAUCCUGUUCACCCAAUGGAUGUUCAGAUGGCCGUGUUUCAUUGUGCUGAUAGUUUCCUGAAGCAGCUGAUGGUGACUAAACUGUCUCAGUGUCAGUAUGCUCUGCCUCUGCUUGUACCUGAUCCAUUCACACAACACAUUGAGUUUCCUCUCUGGACAUUCAGACAAAUCAACAAGAGCUGGAAGACAUUUGAUGAUGCAGGUGAAAUCAUCAGUAAAGUCCAGUCAGUCUGUAAGGCAGAAACUCCAAUGGUGUGUUUCUUCAGGUUUGGCUCAGUGUCCUCAUCCAAGUCUCAUCUGAUGAACAGUCUGAUCAAUGAGAAACACAACACGUUCUUCCACAGGAACUGCCGAGGAAGCAGCAGAACCAGAGUACUGAUGGAUGGAGUGGUGGAGAUCGCCUGGUACUGCCCGUCUGGAAAAAACACAGAUACAUUUACUGACUGUGUUGCGUUCUGUAAUCUACAUGGAGAUGCAGGAGACAAUGAGAAACAGCUGCAGAUCCUCACUCAAAUGUCCUCAGUCAAUGUUGUUAUUCUACCACAACUUGACAGGGAUGACAAAAGUGCAACACAGAUCCAAAACCUGUACAAUACAAGAAAGCCACUCAUUUGCCUUUUUACUCAGGACAAAUCUGCUGUAAUUCAGACAAAAAAAGGAAAAUACAAAAUAGGUUUAAUGGAAAGAAAUCAGUCAGAUGUAUCUGAAGAACUCAGAAGAGCUAUAAAUGAUUGUCUCUCAAUCUCAUCUUCAGAAUCAUCUUCCAUUUUCAAACUUGAAAAUGUGUCCAAACACUCAGAUAUCAGAGUAGAUGAAGAUGAUGAUGAAGACUGUAGGAGAAGAAAAGCAGCAGCACAGCAGAUGAUGAGAUUACUGGAGAAUAAAGAUCUGACACAAAUCAAAGAAUCAUUUCUGCCCUGUCAGGGAAAACUGUGGCAUCAGUGUUGUCAGACGAACAAAGAACUACAUCGACCUCAAGGGAGUAAAUCAGACAGGGAGAUAAGUGUAAAACAAACAGAAUUGAUGGAUGUUCGUAAACAGCAGCAUGAAUGUGUCCUUAGUGACUUUAUGAAGUGCUUUAUUAAUGAAAUUAAUGAAAAAUAUGCUGCAAAUAAUAAAACUGUUUUCCUCCAAUGGCUUGGGAUCCUCAUGGAUGAACACACCUCAACUGAACUUUCUGAUCUACAUCACAAAUAUGACGAUAAGUGGUCAAAAGUCUUACACCUGAAAGAGAAAAAUAAGUCUGAGCAACUCAAAACAGAACAAAGAGAACAACUUAAAAAUGAUCAAACAGAACUGGAGAGAAUAUCUGAGGAGCUUCAGGAUGCAACCUUUGGUUUGGAGCACAUCCUGAGAGAGAUCGGUCAGAUCUAUGAAUCAUGUUCAUCUGUGGAGAAGAACAAGGAAGGUCUGCAGUUUCACUUCUCUUCUCUCCCGAGUCUUGCAGCAGAGAUGAUGAUCUCUGGAUUUCCUCUGGAGCUGAUGGAUGGAGAUGCUGCUCAUGUUCCUCUGAUCUGGAUCUCUGCUGUUCUAGAUGAACUCAUCAAGAAACUGGGAGACCAGAGAGUGUUUGUGCUGUCAGUUUUAGGGGUUCAGAGCUCUGGGAAAUCCACCAUGCUGAAUGCCAUGUUUGGUCUACAGUUUGCCGUCAGUGCUGGCAGGUGCACCAGAGGAGCUUUCAUGCAGCUGGUCAGAGUGUCAGAGGAGAUGAAAGAACAGCUGAAGUUUGACUAUAUUCUGGUGGUUGAUACUGAGGGACUUCGUGCUCCAGAACUGGCUGGAAGAUCAACAAGACAUCAUGACAAUGAACUGGCCACAUUUGUUGUGGGUCUUGGGCAUCUGACAUUGAUCAACAUCAUUGGAGAAAACCCAUCUGAGAUGCAGGACACUCUUCAGAUUGUUGUUCAGGCCUUCCUGAGGAUGAAGAAGGUCAGACUGAAUCCCAGCUGCAUGUUUGUGCAUCAGAAUGUUUCAGACGUCACAGCUGGAGAGAAAAACAUGGAGGGAAGGAGACGACUGCUGGAGAAACUGGAUGAAAUGACAAAACUUGCUGCUAAAGAUGAAGUCUGUGAUGCAGAAAGUUUCAGUGAUGUCAUUGAAUUUGAUGUUCAGAAUGAUGUGAAAUAUUUUGCACAACUCUGGGAGGGCAGCCCACCCAUGGCACCACCAAACCCAAACUACUGUGAAAAUAUUCAAGAAUUAAAGAAAAACAUUCUUAAACGGGCUUCAAAAUCCAAUGGCAUGAUGUUGAAACACCUGAAAGAUCGUAUUCAAGAUCUCUGGGAGGCUUUACUGAAUGAACGAUUUGUGUUCAGCUUCAGAAAUUCUCUGGAGAUUUCAACAUACAGGAAACUGGAGACAGAAUACAGCAAGUGGACCUGGAGUCUCCGGAGUGCCAUGCUGGAAAUUGAAAACAAACUGCACAACAAAAUAGAAAAUGAAACAAUUCAUGAGGUUGAUAAAUCACAUCUUCAAAGAGAACUGAAAGAGAAAAGUGAAGAAGUGAAAAAAUCAAUGUCAGAUUUCUUUGAGAAAGACAAAGAUAAAGAAAUACUGAUUGAGUGGAAAACUUCAUUUGAGAUAAAAAUUAAAGAGCUUCAAGAAAACAUUGUGAGAGAAACAAAAAGAAAAUUAAAUGAGAUUCUUCAGCAGCGAGAUCUGAAGAAAAAGAUUGAUGCUCAGAGGACACAUCAUGAAAACACUCUCUUUAAAAAGAGCAAAACACUCGCCUUAAAACUCAAAGACAAAGCAAAUGAUGAAGAAACACUGAAGAAAGAGUUUGAUUGCUUUUGGAAACAGAGUGUGGAGAAGAUCAUCAGAGACACUCCUCAAAUCAAAGACAUUGACAUAAUAAGAGAUGUGAAACAACUCCUGAGUGAAAUCUAUGAAAGUUCUCCUGUAGAUCACUGGACGAGCAGAGAUAUGUUCUCUGUGCCAAGUUAUUCAGAUUAUGUACAGAUAAAGAAAUCCAGUGGAAUUACAGGACCUGUUAGAAACCUCUACAGAGCAGGUAAAGAGAAGUUUGGUGUUGUCCUGUCUAAAGAGGAUGAAACACAAAUAAGAACGUUAGUCAAUGAAAUUGCUCAUGAGACAGACAAGAAGAUCAUGUCAUUCAACAUUUCAAAGAUGGGCUACAACAAAAGCUACAUUCAUGAACUCACAGACUAUAUAAAGGCAAAACUCACUGAACAUGAGGAAAGUGCAGUAAAAUAUGUGUUCAAGAAUGAAUUCUUCAUGGAUUUGCUGCUUUCUAUCUGUAAGAGAGCAAACCAUACUUUCACUGACCAACACAGACUGUUCAGAGAAGCCAAUGAUCCUGUUCUCUACAUGGAGAAGAAGAGAGGAGAGUACUUCAGUGUUUUCCAGAAAUAUUGUAAAGGUGCAACAUCAGCUGCUGUUUUUGGUGAGAUCAUCUGUCAGAAACUGAAAGAUCCCAUUGAACAGAGUGUCUACAAAAACACUGCCAGAGAUUUAGCAGAUGAAAUGAGAACAAACUGUGAAUCACUGAAUGGAAACCGAUCUAAACUGGAGAAACACAUCCUGAAGACACUGGCAGAAGAGGAGGAUUUUAACAAAUACAUGAACUACAUUCAGAAUCCCAGAGAUCACUUCAAGAGUUUCAUCAGAGAUGAAGUCAGUCAGUACAUCACUGAUAAGUUCAGUGUCGGUGUUCACCCCAAGAUGAUGAAGAACAUCAAACUCCUGCAGCAGAAGAUCAUGAACGCAGCUCAUGAAUCUACUGAACAUGUUCAAGUGAACAGUGGAGAUGUUGAUUUGUGGUUGACGUGUUUCACACAGCUGCUCUCAGAUGUGCUGAUAUUCUCUGUAAAAGACUUCAGUGGAGUGAGUCCUGAUGAUGUUGAUGAUUUCAAACUCCUAGAAGAUGUGAUCAGAAAUGAAAUUCCUCCAUUAAUAUCUGACAUAAGCAGUGAAUUCAGUACACAGACUUUUAAACUGAAGCUGGACUGUAAAUACAGACCAGAUGAGAUUCUGAUUGGUCACUUCUGUCACUGCUGUUGGGUUCAGUGUCCUUUCUGUGCUGCAAUCUGCACCAACACACUAGAAGACCAUGAUGGAGAUCACAGUGUUCCUUUCCAUCGAGUGAAUGGACUGAAAGGAUGGUAUUGCCAAGGAACAAGGAAUCUCAGCACAAAUUUUUGUACAACUGUAGUGGCAAGUGAUAACCGUUUUAGUGCAUCAGAUCAGUGGUUUCCAUACAAUGAAUACAGAACAGCAGGAGGAGUUUAUGCUAACUGGAGCAUCACUCCUGACGUCUCUCAGCUGCCGUACUGGAAGUGGUUUGUGUGCAGAUUCCAGAAAGAUCUGGAAAAUAAUUAUGAUAAAAAGUUCCUGGGCUGGGGUCAGAUUCCAGAUGAGUGGAAGAAGCACUCAAAGCAAGAUGUUAUUGAGAGUCUGAAUAAAUACUUUUAAUAGGCCUACAUAUAAACUAAUAGAGCAGUUUAAGAAGCCCUUUAAUUACAGAAUACAAUAUCAAAUAUAAAUGUCUCGGUAUGGAACCGGCUGCUGGAAGGUGUUGAAUUGUUUAAAAAUAAUGCACACCUGAGGUGAUAAUGUGGUCACGAUGCGCAGCGUCGAUGUGUGCGUGUGCGUGUGCGUGCGCGUGCGCGUCAUCACUUGUUAAGUAAACGCCACACGCCAUCUGAUGUUAAUUAAGCAGCUCAUGUAACUUAAUUAGCGCAUUCAUUUGCUCAUUUACAUAACUCCUCCUCUAUCACAUUUGAGUUAUCUACAAGCUGAUGGUGACUGAGUUAAUGACGUCUCUAAUAGCAUCAGUUUCUCUGGGAUCAACUAACUGAAAUACAAUCUUUAGUGUUGUGCAUUUUUAAUCUCUUUGCUUUACAUUUUCUCUUUAUAUUAAUCUCAUUUACUGUUAAUCAAUAUUUUAUGAUUGUCUGUUAUUAUCUUUAUUUUAAUCAUCAUAUUACAUGUAAAGUGAUGUAUGUUAUUUGAGGGGUGACUG
Xyrauchen texanus (razorback sucker) is the source of this 5347-nucleotide messenger RNA. Its product is annotated as interferon-induced very large GTPase 1-like. The transcript has 2 exons. NCBI's taxonomy places the organism in Eukaryota, Metazoa, Chordata, Actinopteri, Cypriniformes, Catostomidae. The record is from RefSeq and is a predicted model, not a curated record. Gene Ontology annotation, molecular function: GTP binding. The coding region runs from base 1 to 4797 and encodes 1598 amino acids.